AUGCCAGUCGCGGUCUCUCCUUAUCAUGACAGGACCCCAAACUAUGAUCUCGGACAUUUUGCUACAUAUUUGGAGCAUCUUUGUCAACUCAACGUCGCCGAUGAGCCUGCCAAGCACAGGAAAACAGCCAUCAUAUGUACUGUAGGGCCAGCCUGCAGUAAGCUGGAUCUUCUUAAAGACAUGAUUACACAAGGCAUGAACAUAGCAAGAUUAAAUUUCAGUCAUGGAUCUCAUGAGGAGCAUGCAAAAACCAUUGCAUUACUCCGUGAAGCUGCCAAAGGCCAUGUUGCCCCAUUAGCUAUCGCUCUUGAUACAAAAGGACCAGAAAUCCGAACUGGUAUGUUACAUGGGGGUAAGGAAGUGACGCUCAAGCAAGGCGAUACCAUUUACCUAUCGACCGAUCCAAAACUGCAGGACAGCAGUACCGCUACAUCUCUCUAUGUUGACUAUAAAAACCUUCCCAAAGUUGUUCAUGAGCAGCGCCAUUUGUCAUCAAAUACCUUAUGGAAGGUCAGUAUUUGUGGUCAAUGUAAGAAGCUAUUACUUCAGGGUGGUCGGAUUUUCAUCGAUGAUGGCCUGAUAUCACUUACUGUUAAAGAAAUUGGAUCGGAUUCUGUGAUGUGCGAAAUCGAGAAUGGUGGAGUGCUGGGGAAUCGGAAGGUAAGCCUAUAA
This is a messenger RNA of Haemonchus placei, 672 nucleotides long. NCBI's taxonomy places the organism in Eukaryota, Metazoa, Nematoda, Chromadorea, Rhabditida, Trichostrongylidae. The record is from the annotation of a GenBank genome assembly.